Messenger RNA from Diversispora eburnea, 756 nucleotides. Lineage: Eukaryota; Fungi; Glomeromycota; Glomeromycetes; Diversisporales; Diversisporaceae. The record is from the annotation of a GenBank genome assembly.
AUGGUUACAGGUUUAGAUGCUAAUAUCGGUGAUGAUCUUUCUUUACUUGAACAAUUUAAAUUCAUUGAAGGUCGUCGAUACCCAAAUGAAAAAAAUGUUCAUUAUUUUCCCAAUGAUGAAGAAGAAGUUGAUCGAUCAAGAGUUGAACAUUAUAUUUGUACCUGGAUUUUAGAUUUAGCCGCUUCUUAUACAUCCUCAACAUUUGUAGGUGUAGAUUUUUCACCUAUCUUUCCUAAAUCAUCUUUAACCCCACCUAAUGCAGGUUUCCUUCGUCAUAAUGUAUUAGAAGGUUUACCAUUUCCUGAAUCAUCAUUUGAUUUCGUUCAUCAACGAUUUUUGGAAUGGUCAUUUGGUCAAUUAGGAUGGGAUGACUUGUUUUUAGAAAUUGUUCGAAUAUUAAAAGAUGAUGGAUGGUUUGAAAUUAUGAAUCAUGUUUCGGAUUUACGAAAUUCUGGACCUCGUACUCAAAAGUUAUCAAAAGCUUAUAUACAAUGUGAAGAAAGAAUGUAUCCACUGGGGAAAUGGGCAGGUCGAAUUGGUCAAAUUGCAAAAUUAAACUAUAAUUGUGCAAUAAAGGGAAUGAAAACAUUUUUACUUCCAUUCAUGAACAUCACCGAUGAAGAAUUUCAAGCAUUACUUGAAGAUUCCGAGAAUGAGGUUAAUGAUUAUCAAACUUAUAUAUGUACAUAUAGAGUAUUUGGAAGAAGAAUCGCAAGGCCACUUUCACCAUUAUCAUCUUCUUCAUCUUUGUUAUAA